AUGUACUCCAAGUUCUGGCCUAAGGGAGGCCUCCCCGGCAUCCUGCAUCAUUACACCGAAAGCCUCGUCACGUUUGAAUACACCACCGGUGCCGUUCGAAAACCUCAUAGUUUGAUCUUCGUGGGCGGUCUGGGUGAUGGGCUGGCUACGACCUCUUACAUGGCGGACCUGAUCCACGCCUUACAACCCACGGGCUGGUCACUCUUCACCCUGAACCUCACAUCCUCCUAUCAAUCAUGGGGUCUGGGGCAUCUGGACCGAGACACGAACGAGAUCGCCCAAUGCCUCCAGUACAUCAAAGACUACAAAACCUCCAAGUUCGGCGACGGCAAGAUCGUGCUCAUGGGCCACUCCACCGGCAGUCAAUGCGUCCUACACUACCUAUCCCGACCCAAUCCGCACACCACCACUGCACCCUUCGACCCGGAUCUCCAACACGUCAAGCGUCUGCCUCUCGACGGAGCGAUCAUGCAAGCGCCCGUGUCCGACCGACAGGCCAUCCAGUUGGUCUUGGCGCAUGGAUUCGGGGAUAAGACCCCCGGCGAGAUCCGACCGAUCUAUGAGAAGGCAGUGGCCAUGGCGAAGGAAGCCGUCCAGCAGAACGAGUCCUGCGAUACGUUGCUCCCGCUCUCGGUGACUUCGGGGAUCUGCUACCCAGGGAACACGCCCAUCAGCUGUCGACGGUUCCUUAGUCUCGUCAGUCCGGAAAGUCCCCAGACGCCGGGAGAAGACGAUCUGUUCAGUUCGGACCUCGGGGAGGAGCAACUACGGAAGACCUUCGGGAUGAUCAAGCCACGGGGGCUAUUGAGACACAAGUUGAUGGUGUUGUUCUCGGGGGCUGAUCAGUCCGUCCCCCGGUGGGUGGAUAAGGAGGCCAUGUUGAAGCGGUGGAAGAGCGCCACGGACCCUGAUGGCGAAGGCCAGAUUUGGGAUGAUGAGCAUACGGCAGUGGUGCCUAAUGCUUCUCACGCGUUGAGUAACGAUGAUCAAGCGGAACCUCGCAGAUUCCUAGUGGAGAAGGUGAUGGGAUAUCUGGAGACCGCAGAGUAG
Molecule: messenger RNA, 1050 nt
Organism: Aspergillus affinis
Lineage: Eukaryota; Fungi; Ascomycota; Eurotiomycetes; Eurotiales; Aspergillaceae
Gene: sidJ
Product: putative siderophore biosynthesis lipase/esterase
Exons: 2
Coding region: 1-1050 (349 amino acids)
Source: RefSeq, a predicted model, not a curated record